UAAAGCCUAUCGGCUCAUAGACAAACUCUGCGGUCUUUCGCUCCGUGAAAAUGUAAAAAAUAAUCGUUUUGACAGUUUUGAAAUGCGUUGAAAGGUGUUUAUGUUGAUUUUGUUAGUGAUUUAAGUUUUACAAAGUUUAUCGUGUAAUAAAAUUGGUAAAUAAUGGCAUACAACUUCGAUAGUGGUCAGUUCAACAAGGAAUCCACUCCAAGGCGCCUCGGCAACUGGCAAGUGCCACGCUGGGCGCCGACGAGAGCUCGCCCCCUGGAGAUGAGGCCGGACCCGAAACCCAUAUGCGACAUCAAUGGGCACUUCCUACCCGGUGCGCCGCGCGGCACUUCGAGGUGCUUCGGGCACUUCACAGGCACUUGGGAGUUGCCUAGGAAGAUCACCAGGAAAGUCGCCGAAGAGUUAGCUCGCGAGCCUCCCCCUGGCAGAUUUAAAGAUUGGCUGAAUCUCCGCGUGCAAAGGCCCAAGGCCGGCGCUGCUGCCGCAGCGGCAGCAGCGCGCAUGCGCUCCGGCAAGCGCUCCAAAAAGGACGAGCAGAAAACACCUGAGCCCGCGGAGACCUUCCAACCUAAGCAAUGCCUGUUCCACAAGCACGGUCAUAAAAAGAUAAUAGUUCGCAAGCUUGAAUAACACACUAGAAGACGUAGAAAACAACUAAAGUGCACAGUGAUUUUAUUUUUCACUUUUUAUAUUUAAGAUUGUUAUCUGAUUGUUUGAGUAAACUGUUGUACAUUUUUAAAUCAUUGUUUACAAAUUUUACAUGUCUGAACA
Messenger RNA from Cydia splendana, 780 nucleotides. RefSeq names its product protein Flattop homolog. Lineage: Eukaryota; Metazoa; Arthropoda; Insecta; Lepidoptera; Tortricidae. Gene Ontology annotation, biological process: cilium organization. The transcript is spliced from 4 exons. Bases 163 to 639 code for a protein of 158 amino acids. The record is from RefSeq and is a predicted model, not a curated record. Gene Ontology annotation, cellular component: ciliary basal body.